Molecule: messenger RNA, 2197 nt
Organism: Spinacia oleracea (spinach)
Lineage: Eukaryota; Viridiplantae; Streptophyta; Magnoliopsida; Caryophyllales; Amaranthaceae
Product: calcium-dependent protein kinase 2
Exons: 8
Coding region: 345-1994 (549 amino acids)
Biological process (GO): protein phosphorylation
Molecular function (GO): ATP binding; protein kinase activity; calcium ion binding
Source: RefSeq, a predicted model, not a curated record
GGACAAGAACAGGAGUGGCGACUGUAAUUCCGCUGGUGUGUCUGUCUGUGAGUCAACAGCUUCAAACCUAAACAAAAAACGCCUGUUCUUUUCAACUCCCAUCUCAAAAGUUUAUCAAUUUUUCCAGGAAUUCUCCCUCUUUUUGAAUGAUCAAACCAUCAAAAAUCUCAUCUGGGUUUAAAUUACCAAGAUUCCAUUCAUCUUUUUGUUAUCCAAAUCCUGUUUCCCUCUCUUCAAAAUUUAAUUAUUUACCCAGAAAAGUACAUACCCCAAGUCAAUCAACUGCAAAUUCAUCUUAAAUUUCAUUCCUUGAUCUGUUUUUUUUAGUAUAAUCUUGCUUCAUAAUGGGUUGUUGUGCUAGUAGAAGCAAGAUUGCACAAUCCAAAAUCAAUGGGAUUAGUUCAAGCAACCCACAAAGUUAUCAGCAGCAACCCCAGCAACAGCCCCAGCAAAACCAGCAACAACAACAGCAAAAUCAGCAACACAGGCAACAGAUUAUUGUGCAUCAGCAAAAACCCAAUUCCCAAAUCGUACAACAAGAACAAGAACAACAACAACCCCAGAAACCUAGGAUUACAAUUGCUGGGCCACCACUACCAGCAGAUACUAUAUUGGGAAAGCCAUUUGAGGAUAUUAGGUCACACUAUAAAUUAGGGAAAGAAUUGGGUAGAGGUCAAUUUGGGAUAACAUAUUUGUGUACUGAGAAUGUAAGUGGUCAGACAUAUGCCUGUAAAUCAAUUUUAAAAAGGAAAUUGGUGACAAAAGGUGAUAAAGAGGAUAUUAAGAGAGAGAUUCAGAUAUUGCAGCAUUUGUCAGGACAACCUAAUAUAGUUGAAUUUAAAGGGGUUUAUGAAGAUAGGCAAUCUGUACAUGUGGUGAUGGAGCUUUGUGCUGGUGGUGAGUUGUUUGAUAGGAUUAUUGCUCAGGGGCAUUACUCCGAACGCGCCGCCGCCUCGGUUUGUAGGCAGAUUGUUAAGGUGGUUCAGAUUUGUAACUUUAUGGGGGUGUUGCAUCGUGAUCUUAAACCAGAGAAUUUCUUGCUGUCUAGUAAGGAAGAUGGAUCUAUGCUUAAAGCUACAGAUUUUGGGUUGUCUGUGUUUAUAGAAGAAGGCAAGGUGUAUCGUGAUGUGGUGGGCAGUGCUUACUACGUUGCUCCUGAAGUACUCCGGAGAAGGUACGGGAAGGAAAUCGAUAUAUGGAGUGCAGGAAUUAUGCUGUAUAUUUUACUCAGUGGUGUCCCACCUUUUUGGGCCGAAAAUGAGAGAGGCAUAUUUGAUGCCAUAUUGAAAGGAGGAAUUGACUUUGAAAGCGACCCGUGGCCAUCUAUAUCAAAAAGUGCAAAGGACCUGGUCAGGAAGAUGUUGCAUCCAGAUCCAAAGAAGCGGAUCACCCCUGCUGAAGUUCUUGAGCAUCCAUGGAUGAGAGAAGGUGGAGAUGCAUCAGACAAGCCAAUAGAUAGUGCAGUGCUAUCUAGAAUGAAACAGUUUAGGGCAAUGAAUAAGCUAAAAAAGCUAGCUUUAAAGGUUAUUGCAGAAAAUAUGUCUGACGAGGAAAUUCAAGGUUUUAAAGCUAUGUUUGCAAAUAUGGACACAGACAAGAGUGGUUCAAUAACCUACGAUGAGCUUAAAAAAGGAUUAGCUGAACUUGGGUCAAAGCUUACCGAGGCUGAAGUUAAGCAACUUAUGGAAGCCGCUGAUGUUGAUGGAAAUGGGACGAUUGACUAUACGGAAUUUAUCAGUGCAACAAUGAAUAGACACAGAUUGGAAACAGAUGAAAAUUUAUUAAAAGCAUUUCGAUACUUCGACAAGGAUAAUAGCGGAUUUAUUACAACAGAUGAACUCGAAAGUGCCAUGAUGGAAUACGGAAUUGCUGAUGAAAGCAGCAUCAAAGAAAUUCUCUCUGAGGUCGAUACUGAUAAUGAUGGACGAAUCAACUAUGAUGAAUUUUGCGCUAUGAUGAAAAGUGGUACAACGCAACAAGUAAAACUGUUCUAGUUCCGAAAAAUUCAGUUCAUAUUAGUAGAGGGGAGGGUGUUUUGUAUAGUGAGGACCGGUAAAUUUGCUUGUGAUUAAAAUUUUAUUCGGCGGGAGUUGCAGGAAACCCUUGUCUAUGGAAGUUUACUCUGGAUUAUUGCAAGAAAGUUUGGAACCAUGUGUAUAUGUAUUUAUUUUGCCAGUAGAUUUUGUUUAUUCAUUCA